GUUUCCUCCAAGAAAAGCAAUUAUUAUCAGGAAAAGCUAGAAAACAAAAUAGAAGAAGGAUCGAUCGAUAUCAAAAUAGAAGGUGUUUUGUGGAAAAAUAGAAUCCUUGUUCAAUAUGCAUUUCAUUGAAACUCCCACCAAAAAAAAUUAUGCAUUUCAAAUUUUGAUUUUCACAGCAUUCAGAUUAGAUAAAAAUUAAGGGGGGGAACAGUCAUCUAGCUACUCAAGUUUAUAUAUAUACACACACUUAAAGGGAUAGAAGCUUACUUAUGCGUCAUAUAUGUACGCCCACGUUAGAAGCACUAAUGCAAUAAUUUUUGAAAUUAAACGUAGUUGAACAAGAACGAUAAAUAUUAUUGGAUGACAAAUAUAUGAUACUAUAUAAUAAAAGGUAGAACAAUUUUAUUUGGUUACUUGAAGAUAGAGUACAAUAACAAUAUUGUUGGUCUGGCUGUAUAUUAAUUAGUUAUAUGAUCUAAACAAAUUUUUAGGGAUAGGUCAUUGUCGUUGGCAUGUGCUAUUUGCUGCUGGCCCUCUCUGUACUAUAUAUACAUUGACGAUAACAAAAAAAAAAGGUGGGAAAAGACAUGUAUACGUGCAUAUGAUGCAUCUGAUCAAAACACAAAUAUGAAUGUACAUAGCUGUACUUUGAUUACGUUGCUAGCUAGCUAAUAUAAAAGAUUAGGUGAUAGAUAAACUGAUUAUUGAUAACCGUAGUUGUGAACUUGUGAUCCAUAUUAAUAAAAUAUAUAUAUAUAUAUAGAGAAUAAUUGAAUAGCUAUAGCUUAUGGUAGCAGUCGUGGCCAUGGGGCGGCUUCGUCCCUUUUGUGUGGAAGAGAGUUGUUCAUGUCCAUGAUAAAAGGAAAUGGGCAUGCGUGUAGGGUAUCAAAUCCAUAGUCAUAUGCGCAGUAGUACUGUUCCAUUUCUAUACGCGAUGGUGAUCUAGCUAGGGUUUCCUUUUUAUCAGAAAAAUAUAUAUAUCAUGAUCGUUCAUUAUGUAUUGUAUGCCCCAUUCCAACAAAGCUGAAAAUGUGAAGAAAGUAAAGUAAAAGAGAUAGGUUGUGUCUCUCUUUUCCUGUAUAACUCUUUUUUCCCCAUGUAUAGCUUGUUGAUACGUAGGGGUGCCUAUGGUACUUUUUUUUUUCACAAUAAGUAAUUUCCAUAAUUCAUUCAAAUCAACGAUAGGAGUACAAGCAAAACCGAAUUACAAGAUCGGAUUUAAAAUGUCAAGCACUUGGAUCCAUUCUUGAGGAUGCAGAUGGUUUUUUUUUAUGAUGACCCCAAGUGCCUAUGGUACAAUUGAUACACUUUUUUGUGAUGCUGCAUCCACCAGCACCUCUCUUUUUUGUUGUGAACGAAAGCUUCUGUUCAUUCCAUCAAAUAUUGCAAUACAGGUUGAGCCUGAUAGCAAUCCAUUUAUUCACAAGUGUCCCUUCCACACGGACCGGUACGGUUAAAUUGGCCCGAAUUGAUCAGGUCCCAAUCCGGUCUUUGCGGGAAUAUAAGGACCAAAGAUUGGAUUGGGUACAGUCCGGUUUCUAUCCGGUUCGGUCUUGACCCGAUCCGGUCCCAAUUCGGUCUUGAUUUUAUGUUGAGCUUGUGGUGAUUUGAGUGGCCUAAGGACUCAAAGGGUGAGGAGUUGGUUAAGUUUGGGUGUUGGGCUCUCUUAUCCGGUUUUUAUCUGGUUUUCGAUCCGGUCCCAAACUGGUUUUACCUCAAAUUUAAGCCCGAAGAUUGGAUUGGAUUGUUUGUUAUCCGGUUCCAGUCCGGUCCCGGUCCGAGUUAUACUGUCCGGUUUCGGGUAAAACCAAAUAGCCCGAACCAAAUAGCCGAACCAAAUAACCUCGAUAUAUUUUUAGUAUGAUUUUUAUUACCAAAAGGGUAUCUCAAUAAAGCUAUCAAAAUGAUCAAUAAAUUAAAUACAACUUGAAUUCAUGAAUCCAACUCUCAAAAUCCACACAAAAAUUCAAUCGUCGAAUUCUCAUACCAUACAAUUUCAUCCACAUCUUCGAUCCAUCAACUCACGAAUCCAAUUACAUUUGCCAACUCCAAAUUUUUGGACAACGUAACUUAACCAUAGGAAUUUACUCAAUAUCCUCGUUCCUACUGAAGUCCACAAGCAGAAACACUUUUCUCAAGACUGACUGUAAAAAUCUGCAUGAAUUAAUGUAAUCUAAUCUCCAGUACAUAUUUUCGUGGUCAUAAUCAUAUUACUGAUGAGUUUAGACUUUUAGAUAUCAUAUACACAUCAUGCAUAACAUUAUUAAUAUUAUUAUUAUAUCAAGUGUUUAGUUUGUUUAAUAAUGGAGCAUUAAUUUGAAAUGCGAAGAGGAGGAAUUAAUGAUGGGAUUGACCAGGUAAAGAAGAACGAGGACCGAGGCCAUUCCCCCCGCACCUCGAGGCCGUAGGAUUGAGAGUUUGACCAACUUCCCCUUCCUCACCCUCACGUGCGUUCCUUCCGCAUCCAUUUAACCACAUUUAUUAUUUUAUUUAUAUUUCUCCUUUGUUUAAAUUAAUUAAUUAACUAAUCACCUGUUACGGCGCUUUGAGCUGUAAACUAAUCGCCGACUGCUCCGACCAACCCCUAACUAACCACCGACCCGACUACUUCCUGCCCGAACCCAACGUCCAUUUCCACAGUUGGACUUGCUCCUCUAAUUUAAAAAGUAGUUUUAAGCUCUUGCUGAAACCACGGUCCAUUUCAAUAGCUCUUUCUAGAAGUCAUUAUUCAUUGACUAGCAAGCAAAAAGAUAACAGGGAAAAUAAGGGAUUACUGGGUAGUUGGGAGAGGGAAGCAAACAGCAGCUAAUUAAGAAAGAGGAAAGGAUACUCUUAUUCCUAGUAGACAGUAGACACAGACAGAACAAUAUUUGAAAACGCAAAGCGUUAAAUGCAAGUCAGCCAUUGGUCUCCAACGGAGGAGCAUUUUCCCAACGACAAAGUCAAUUCAGAAUUUCGACUGCGCCCCCUCCCCUAAUUGCCGCCGGGAGGGAAAGAAAACACCGGACCUCCAAUCAUAGUUGUGGCGCUCCACAUCCAUGAAAGCUGGUUAAAGCUGUAUUUUCACAUCGUUACAUGCAUUUGUAAGGAAAACAAUACUACUUCAACAAAAACAUAGCAGGUUUUGAAAAUAACUUACACUCGAGUAAUAUAUAUUAUGAUAUAUUCGAAUUAAUCCACCUAAGACGAGAUGAGAUGAGAUAACAUGGAUGAUCAAAUUCAAUGACUAAUAUGUGCUAUCUCAUAUGACCUCAUAUAUGAUAAAAGGAGCUACAGAGAAAUGAAGUUUUUUUCGUAGCAAGAAAGAUCCAUGAGGAAGCUAAUUUAUUAUUUACUUAUCUCAAGCGAGAGGCUAAAUUAAAUUAUGAUUUAACUUAAAGGGGCCAACAUCCACCUAGUUGGAUUCAACUCAAUUCAGCUAGGUGAUAUAUAGUUCACUUAGCUCACACUAACAAUAACUCAGCCACCCAGCUUUUACUAGAUAAAACUGCUCUUAAUUAACUAAAGGCUGAUAGAGGUAAAUGACACUAGUUGUAAGCAUCUCGACGUAUUUGUGUGAUUGGCAGUAGUGAUUUUAUAAAUGAUUCACUCUGUCACAUAGAUAUAGGUUGUAAGUGAGAAUUCUAAUUACUUCAAGCUCCAAAUUUCAACCUAAAACCUUUAAUCCUUUAUCCUUUGGACGGUCUUCAAGUUGAAUUUGUAUCAACACUCUCUUUCUAAAAGACAUUAAGUUAUAAAAGCAUCUUAUACGUAUUUAUGCCAUGCAAUGUAACCUUUUUUAAAUGAAAACAAAAGGAAGGAUGUAAAUGUACUAAAGUUAGAAUUAUUUUUUAUGAACUAAAGUUAGAAAAUUAAACACGGGGAAAUCAUAUUAAACCUCCAAUAAAUAUAAUAAGGGGAAAAUGUUACAUCAUAAUCCCCCACAAAUUUACAAUGCAAAAUGGACAAAGAAAGAUUAAUAUAAAAUCUCCCUUAAAUCUUUGCCAAAAAAUUAUCUCCCUUAAAUAUCAUUGUCAUAAUUUAAUACAUUCUAUCCACUAAAAUACGUUGAAUCGUUCACAGCAAAAUUAAAAACAAAUGUUACAUCAUAAUAAUGCAUAUUUACCAAAUUAAUUAUGAGAGUUUUCUAUACUUUUAUUGCCUUAUAUCGUUUUCCAAAUUUUUAAUAUGUUGGUGCAAUAUAACAAUCUCUACAUGUAUCGAGCAAUUAAGACUGAUCCGGUAUACCCUAUCAAUAUAGUAGCAAAAUCUCACAUAUUGGACGUAUGUGUUUACAAGGUCAUUUGGAUAAAUCAUUUAGAGCAAUGUAUUGUUUAGGAAAAUGGAAAAUUCAUAAUACGUAGAUAUGUUGCCAAUUAUAAAACAAGCAAGGAAAUCUGAAAAUGAAAUCAUACAUAGAAUACUAAUAAUAAUUGAUUUGGGUAAUAAUUGCUAGUUGAUUAGGACCACGGCCAUCUAAGCAAAACAACAAAGCUAAUUGGCUUGACCCCAAUCAUGCAUCAUCACCACAAUUAAAAAAUUAACACCAAAUGCACCUUAAUUAAUUAAUCAAUUAAAAUCCCCACAAAGAAGAACUUUAAAACGAAAUCAGUAGAUUUUUUAUAAUCAUCAUCACCAUGACCAUCACCAUUCCAAGACAAAUACACAAUACAAUACCCUCUCCCUGGUUUCUCUAAUUCACUUCACAUUCAGUUGAUUCCCCUUUCCUCCCCUACCAAACUCCCACUAUAAAAAUCCACCAUUCCCACUCGCCUUCCUUCACUCUCGCCCCUCUCUUUCCCCCACAAAAGUAAAUAACCCAAACCACCUUACCUUCUCUCUCCCCUCGCAGUAAAUGUACAGCGGCGUCUCUGCCGUUUGGCUAAACGAGUUCUGACAGAAAACCGCCACACUUCGCCUUUCCUUUCCUCUCUUUCUUUUCCCUGUCCCUCCGGCAGCCGACCUGCAACUGCAAACACUGCCACAAACGAUUAAAGCCGAACGACUUUUCUCCCUCAUCCUCUGUCUCUGCUAAUUUUGUUUUCCUUAUCUCGUUAAAAGGAAACAGUAAAAGAGAAUUUCAAAUUAGGCGUGAGGUUUUUUGUUUUCCGUUUCUCCCGGAAAGGCACAAAUGCUGGAAGCGGUCAAGUACUUGAUCGGCGCGCACGGAGCUAGCGGCUAUGGCUCCAAAUCCACCGCCGAGGGAGUCACCGAGAGCUGCGGCGAUCUGCGCUCCCUCACCGCCAUCAUCACCGGAGCGACGUCCGGGAUAGGAGCGGAGACGGCGAGGGUGCUGGCGAAGCGAGGGGCGAGGGUGGUGAUGCCGGUGAGGAAUAUGAAGGCGGCGCAGGAUACGAAGGCGCGUAUCUUGUCGGAGUGCCCCGAUGCGACGGUAAUCGUCAUGGCUCUGGAUCUAAGCUCGCUCCGUUCCGUCAGAAGCUUCGUCGCUGAGUUCGAGUCACUUGAUUUGCCUCUCAAUCUCCUCAUAAAUAACGCCGGAAAAUUCGCCCACCAGCAUGCGAUCUCGGAAGACGGGAUAGAGAUGACCUUUGCCACUAAUUACCUAGGCCAUUUUCUGCUGACGAAUCUGUUGGUGGGGAAGUUGACCCAAACGGCGAGAGAAACGGGGAUCCAAGGGAGAAUCGUGAACGUGUCGUCGGCUAUUCAUGGCUGGUUCGCCGGCGACAUGCUGCAGUAUCUGGCAGAAAUUUCUCGACAGAAAUGCCCUAAUUACGAUGCUACACGUGCAUAUGCUCUCUCCAAGCUUGCGAACGUCCUCCACACCAAACAGCUUGCCCAUAGGCUCAAGGAAAUGAAGGCGAACGUGACGGCGAACUGUGUGCACCCAGGAAUCGUGAGGACGAGGCUGACGAGAGAGAGGGAAGGGUUCGUGACGGACGCCGCCUUCUUCCUGGCUUCCAAGCUCUUGAAAACCAUCCCUCAGGCAGCCGCGACAACUUGUUACCUUGCAACAAAUCCAAGGGUGGGGAAGGUGUCGGGGAAGUACUUUGCGGAUUGCAACGAAGCAACAGCGUCCAAGUUGGGAUCCAGCGCAAGCGAGGCAGCUCGCCUAUGGUCCGCCUCUGAAAUCAUGACUAUUCGCUAGCAACCACCUGACGACGAGACGACCCCAGCUUCCAUUCCCCCAGCCCAUAAAAAGGAAAAAAGGUGAAAAAAGCGCAAAGCUAAAGGAGUGAUCCAUAAUCAGCAAUAAUGAUUAAGGAGAUAACUAGGAGUACUAUGUAGGGCCCUCCAUAUUUAUAUAUAUACAACAAGUACCAUAGAUAUAUAGAUCGAGAAAGAGAGAGAGAGACUUCAAAAUUUGUACACAGCUUAGUUAAGUAUGUUAGUGAUAUAUAUAUAGAGAGAGAGCGAGUUCUGGUAAAGAAGAAAGUGGUGCUUAAUGUAGUUUAAGUUUGUUAUAGUUCUGAUAAUCAAUGUAUUUACCGUAAUGAGUUAGAGAGAGUUGAAUGAAGUAUGUUUUGUAUGUUAAUAAGGUGGGGUGGGUUGAUUACAACAUAUAAUAAAACAAACCAACCUAAAGUGGUUAAUUGUGUAUGGGGUUAUUGUUAUUGUACAAUGAUUAUGGAGGGAGUUUGAUUAUGUCAUGCAAUUAGUUGUAUCAUGUGGGUUGUGGGUUUGAUAAUCGGGGAUUAAUGAAUGAAGGUGCUUGGAAAGGGGCCAGGGGGAAGAGGAAACAUAAAUUACUAGUACUAAUCCUUCUCCCUCCCUCGCUGCUAGCGAUGGCAAUUGGUCGGGUCGGGGACGGAUAGUGUAUAUCCGUUAUCCUACUCAAAGUAGUUCGGGUUUUAUCCAUGCCCAUACCCACAUAAGAAACAUACCUACAUAAGAAACGGGUAGAAUAUCCAAACCAUGCCCAUACCCGUUCGGGUUUCGGGUAUUCACGGUUAUCCAUGGGUAAUAAUUUUUCUUUAUAACUCCAAUCAAUAUGUUAAUAUUUACACGUAUUCUCACGUUACGUAAGACGAAAAGUACGACAAUUAUUCACUAGAAUGAAGAAAAUUAAUUAAAACAACACAAUUUCAUAAAAAAUUAUAUUUAUAUGCUAAAUAUAAAAUAUGUUAGAGAAAAAUAUUGAUUAUUUCUAGACAAAAUACAUGUGCAUGUGUAUAAUCGGGCGGGUUCGGGUUGGAUAGUGAGAAAACAAUGCCCACCUAUUACCUGCAAUAUUCGAGUUCGGGUUUUACCCGUACCCACUAAAAGUUUUUCGGGUUCGAGUUUUAUCCUAACCGAUUAGGUCGGAUUCGGGCGGAUAUCCACGGUUACGGAUAUUUUUGCCAUGCUCGCUGCAAUUUUGUUAAUAUAUUGGGCGCCUUUGA
Messenger RNA from Linum trigynum, 7319 nucleotides. NCBI's taxonomy places the organism in Eukaryota, Viridiplantae, Streptophyta, Magnoliopsida, Malpighiales, Linaceae. The record is from the annotation of a GenBank genome assembly.